AUGCCACCAAUUCGCUCUCAAAAUUCUCAAAAACGCGUAGAGCAAGAGGGUAGACUCUUAUUAGCUAUCCAGGCUAUUAAGAAGCAGGAAUUUAGCUCUUUACGCAAAGCUGCGGAGGUUUUUAACGUCCCCCGCAGUACGCUCACGACGCGUCUGAAUGGCAUCACCUACCGCGACGAAACACGCGCAAACUGUCAAAAAUUGACUGCUUUUGAAGAGCAAUCGCUUUAUGAAUGGAUUAUCUCACUAGAUGAUCGCGGAGCAGCCCCCCGGCCUAAAACUGUACGAGAUGCAGCCAAUAUACUACUUCGAACGCGUGGUUCUGACCCCCCUACUACGGUCGGCAAAAAUUGGGUAAAAAAAUUCGUUCAAAGAUACCCUGACCUCUCUACUCGAUUCUCACGAUCGUAUGACUACCGACGAGCAUUAUGCGAGGAUAAAGGCACAAUUCGAACGUGGUUUAACUUCGUGAAGUCUACGAUUGAGAAGUAUGGGAUUGCGGAUGAAGAUAUCUACAAUUUCGACGAGACUGGCUUCGCUCUUGGUCUUACGGCUACUGCGAAGGUUAUAACGCGAAGAAGCACCGGUCGGAGAGCUAUCUUACAACCUGGAAAUCGCGAAUGGGUCACUACAAUUGAGGCAAUAAAUGCAACGGGGUGGGUGUUGCCGCCAUGCGUCAUUUUCAAAGGCAAGGUCUUUAUGGCUGCAUGGUUCAAGGAUACGCAAUUACCUACCGAUUGGCGAUUCACAGUUAGUGAUAACGGGUGGACAAGUGAUGCUAUUGGUCUCGAAUGGCUUCAAAAAACAUUCAUUCCAUCGACUACUAGCCGAAAAAAGGGUCGGUAUAGGCUUCUUAUCCUCGACGGCCAUGGCAGCCACCUUUCAGCUGAAUUCGAUACAAUAUGCUCUCAAAAUGAUAUUAUACCAAUUUGUAUGCCUUCGCAUUCAUCUCAUCUUUUACAACCUCUCGAUAUCGGCUAUUUUGGGGUGUUAAAAGGGGCAUAUUCCGACCUCGUGGAUUCGCAGGUGAAGCUUGGCAUAAGUCGAAUCGAUAAAUGCGACUUCCUUACAGCCUAUCCUCAGGCUAGAAAGGUAGCAUUUAAAUCGCAAACCAUUGUGAAUAGCUUCGCAGCUGCUAGUUUAGUGCCUUUCGACCCAAUACGCGUGGUUUCAAAGCUUGAUAUCCGACUUCAUACCCCCCCCCUCCCUCCAAGCCGUGGCAGCGAUUCGAGCCUCAAUUUCACGCCAAAGACGCCGCGUACAGUGAAGGACGUUCGCCGGCAGGCUUCUUCUAUUAAGAAAUUGCAACAAGAGAGCCCGUCGCGCGCGGAUAAAGCGUUCAAGCAGAUCGUGAAAGGCGCCCAUUUAGCUAUACACGGCGCGGCCAUUUUACGCCAGGAAAACCAGGAAUUACGCGCCGCUAAUGCGAGAACCACCCAAAAAAGGAAGCGUACAAGGAAGCGAAUAGCUCAUGAAGGUAGCAUAUCAGUUUUGGAGGCUAUGGAGGUGGUAUCUGGUCUAGGAAUAGCCGAUGAAGUAGGCGCAGGUGGUGAUAGCGCUUCAUCCCCGACGCCGAAUCAGGCCAAUAAGAGGAGGCCACAGCGAUGCAGUCUUUGUAAAACGCCUGGACAUAAGAGAAAUAGGUGCCCAGGGAGGUCUGAAUAG
Penicillium arizonense is the source of this 1665-nucleotide messenger RNA. RefSeq lists its product as uncharacterized. Gene Ontology annotation, cellular component: nucleus. Bases 1 to 1665 code for a protein of 554 amino acids. The record is from RefSeq and is a predicted model, not a curated record. NCBI's taxonomy places the organism in Eukaryota, Fungi, Ascomycota, Eurotiomycetes, Eurotiales, Aspergillaceae. The transcript has a single exon. Gene Ontology annotation, molecular function: DNA binding.